Closterium sp. NIES-67 is the source of this 3066-nucleotide messenger RNA. Lineage: Eukaryota; Viridiplantae; Streptophyta; Zygnematophyceae; Desmidiales; Closteriaceae. The record is from the annotation of a GenBank genome assembly.
CAUCUUGAGAUUAUCAGGUUUCACACUUGACUUAGGCUAGAGGUUAUCGCCAGCUUUCCGAAUCCAUGGCGUCCAAUGCCAUGGGUUCGCUAAGGUUAUCGCUCCUCUCGGCUCCGGCCCACGCUCCUCUGGAAUUCACCCAGAGCGAGUUUCUCCAGUCAGGAAGAGCCUCUCAACGCCAGCUGGUUCGGUUGGCGAAAGGUAACGAGAGGUCCGCGAAAUGCCGGUCUGUUCGUGAAGGUCGUAGCGCUACUGUCGACCCCUUGGCUGUAGCUAUCAAUGACCGCAUUUCAGUUAAUUCUCCGCCUUCGUCUAGCAGAUUCUCCGGCGAAACAAAUUCUCUGCGCGAGAACGUUUCGUCAGACGCACCUGGUGAAUCUCCUGGUAACUCCAGAACGCAUAUUUCGCCAACCUCGCUCGAAUGGCGUCCCGUGGAAAACCAGGACCCCGAUUCCUCCGAGAUUUCCACUUUCGUACUGUCGUCAAGAGGAGACGGCGCGACCGCUAACGGAACGACGGUAAACGGAACGAAGACGGAAAACGACAAGGACAAAUCCGGAUGGAGAACUCUGGCAGCAGGCCUGGAUGAAUCUCCGGGAAUCUUCGCUUCAGAAGCAGAGGCAGCCAUGGCUGCAGGCCAAUCAGGUCGGCGUCGCCGGAGGAGCAAGAUGUGGUCCUUAACGGAAAAGGGGUGGGUGCUGAAGAAAACCCUUCCUAAGGCUACUGCACGGGCUUCGCAGGCUGGUCUAAGCGCUGAUAAUGCCGCUGCUGCUGCUGCUGCCGCAGCUUCGCUAGGGGAUGCAGUAGAUGGGGUCGCCGUGGAGCAGAGCGGGAGCACAGGAACGGCGCAGCUCGGUGCUGAGGCGACUGAGUUCGGUUCCACCCGGUUCGAAGCGGUUGAGAAGCUAGAGGGGGAGGAGACGGCGGAGAGCAGUGCGGAGGACGUGGAGGUGCCGAUCGGCAGUGACGGGGGGAUCGAGGAGCGGAGCGGCAUGGCGGCGCAGGAGAUGAACGACAUCGUGAGCGACUUCCUCCUGGAGUCCCGAAUGAGCCGCGGAAUCGGCAACGACGGCGGUCUGAGCCAGCUUCCCCCCGGAGCGGCCGCUGCGCUGCGCGGAGCGCUGCGGUGGGCUCCGCGUGCGCGGAAGAAUGAGGACCCCAAGCGGCUGAAGAUCAACCUGGAUCUGGACAUCUACCGCGCGCGCAACUUCUUCCGCAUCGGGAAGGCGCAAGAGGCGGAAGCGCUGAUGCGCAAGGCUGUGCGCGACUGGCCGGACGACGGGCGGCCGUACGUGGUGCUGGGGCGCAUGCUGCAGCGGAAGGGUCGACUGGGUGAAGCGCGCCGAGUGUUCGAGGACGGGUGCCAGGCGCUGGGCGGAGAUAACGCGUUCAUCUGGCAGACCUGGGCAGUGCUGGAGGCACAGGCGGGCAAUGUAGAGAAAGCGCGCAAGCUGUUUGAUGCUGCCACGGUGGCGGAUGAGAGACACGUGGCAGCAUGGCACGGGUGGGCGGUGCUGGAGCUGAAGCAGGGGAAUGUGCGCCGGGCGAGGGAGCUGCUGCAGAAGGGGCUGAAGCUGUGCGGCGGGAACGAGUACAUAUACCAGACACUGGCGGUGAUGGAGGUGCAGAAUGGGCGCUUGGCGGAGGCGAGGGCGCUCUUCCUCCAGGCCACAAGGAUGAACGGAAAGAGCGCUGCCAGCUGGCUGGCUUGGGCGCUCCUGGAGGCACAGCAGGGAGACGCCGCCUCCACUCGCCUGCUCUUCCAGCGCGCCCUGGGCGCCAGUCCCAAGAACCCCUACACGUGGCAGGCGUGGGGGCUUUUUGAAGCGGCCCAGGGGAGGUACGACCGGGGGAGGCUGCUGCUGCAGAGAGGGGCGCAGCUCAACCCUAAAGACGCUGCGCUGCUGCAGGCGCUGGCUCUGCUGGAGUAUGAGUGCGGCUUCACAGGAACGGCCAGGGAGCUGUUCAGCCAGGCGUCUCUUGUCGACCCCAACCACCAGCCUGUGUGGACGGCGUGGGGGUGGAUGGAGUGGAAGGAGGGCCGGGUGCAGCGAGCCAGGGAGCUCUACCAGAGGGCCGUUGAGGCCAACGACUCGUCGCCCAACGCGGCCAGAGUGUUCCAGGCAUGGGCGGUGCUGGAAGAACGAGAGGGCAACAUAGGGCUGGCGCGGGCGCUGUUCAAGAGGGCACUGGCAGCAGACUCAGGCAACUCUGUGGUGUGGCGGUCAUGGGCGGCCAUGGAGGAAAGGCAGGGCAACGCCGUCAGGGCAGAAGAGCUGCGUCUGCUGCGCCUGCAGCAGCGCACUGAAGUGGUGGAGUCGACCUCAUGGGACCUGGGGGGCAUCAUAGGGCCGGCCAUCGACCGCAUGAAAGCCCUCUUCAGCCCCACGCGGCCCAUGCCAUUCUCCCCGCCUUACGCUGACAACUCCAGUAGCAGCAGCAGCAGCAGCAGCAGCAGCAGCAGCAGCAGCAGCAGCAGCAGCAGCAGUGCCACCACCACUACCGAGGCCCUCAACAGCAGCAGUAACGGUGAUAACAGUGGUAGCAGUAACAGCAGCAAGGGUGCCAACAGUGGUGGUGCUGUGGGGGGUGAGGCAGAGGGGGGUUCUGCGCCUCUCCUGGACGAGUACGGGGAUGAGGUGGAAGAAUUUGACGUGGACAAAUUUUUAGCUGCCCGGCUGCCGAAACAAUUUGCGAAGCUGCUGGAUAAUGUGGAUGGAGUGGGGAAGAGCAUCUGGAGGAAGCCCCUUACUGUAGAGGGCAUGAGACAGAGAAGGGUUGUUGGGGAAUUGGAGAGGGAGAUCUUUUGAGGUGGGAAGGAGGUGUCUGGAUGCUGGGUUGGGAAGUUGGCAAGGAUGUGUGCUCUGCCUCAUGCUUGGGUUGGUGUCUUCUACAAGCCUUGUGUGGUAUUAGGGAGAAUUGGCAGUGGCCAACACUACUGGCUGCUGUUUCUGUACGUUUCAUUCAAGCAUGACUGGUUGUACAAUGUACUCACUCUACAAGGAACGAUGCAACUUAUACGAGUUUGUCCAGGCUGUGUUUGUUGUAGUGUAAGAUUAGUAUGAA